AUGAAUGUGUCCAGUGCUAAGAAUGACUUAGCGGUGACCUCCGCUAUCAAUGAUGGUGUGUACUCUCUCUCCAUGCAGCUGCUUCAUGUCGUCAUGUUUAUAUUUAGCCUCUCGGGCAUGCUGACCAACAUCAUCAACGUCAUGGUCUUUGUGAAACAAGGCGUGACCUCGGACAGCAUCACUUUCUCCUUCUUCACCAUGUCCCUCUCAGACCUUCUGUCCAGCGUGCUGCUUCUUCCCUGGCCGCUAUGCACAUUUAUGGACAGCUUGAAGUCCAUCACGUCGAAAAAUUGCUACACGAUCACAGCCUUGGCCACCAGCAAUCCUCACGCGAUCUUCACCAAGUUAACAUGUCUAAUUCAGACUUACAUCAGCGCAGAGAGAGCGUUCUGUGUAGUUUUCCCGCUCCACGUUAAAAGUGUGAUCAAGACAAAGAACACGGUCAUUAUCAAUUUAAUCCUGUGCUGUGUCAUAUUUAUAAUAUACGUUCCGUAUUAUGGCGAAGCGAAAUUCGUCUGGGGACGUGACGCUGAGAACUCGACUGUAGUUCUGUGGUACGAGACACGCCAAGGAAAAGCGCUUCACUCUUUGAUCUACAUCAUCGGGGGUCUGAUCAUGCCCAAUGUGGCGAUUGUGUUGAACAGCCUGGCGACGGUCAUCAUCGUCACACGCCUGAACCUAAACCGGCAGUGGAGGCAAAAACUGUCCUCAGCCCAAAGCGCGGCUGACACGAAGUUCCAAGGGAUGUCGUCCAAGAGUCUUGAAGUCAGCAAAACUGUCACAGUCAUUACCACUAUGUACAUAGUGACAUUUGUAUGCGGUCAGCUGACCGCCAUGACGGCCUUCGCUUUACCAGAGGUCACCAUGGAGGGCGCCAAUGAACACCUCUACUACGUAGUGUACGCCCUCAGAUUCGACACUGACGCCUUUCAUGCGUCGGUCAAUAUGUUCUUCUACCUCAAAAUGAGCUCAAAAUAUCGGGAGGUUUUCAAUACAAUUUUCUAUAGCCUUAAGAAAUAA
Messenger RNA from Biomphalaria glabrata, 1020 nucleotides. RefSeq lists its product as uncharacterized. Bases 1 to 1020 code for a protein of 339 amino acids. The transcript has a single exon. The record is from RefSeq and is a predicted model, not a curated record. Lineage: Eukaryota; Metazoa; Mollusca; Gastropoda; Planorbidae. Gene Ontology annotation, cellular component: membrane. Gene Ontology annotation, molecular function: G protein-coupled peptide receptor activity.